AUGCUGGCCGUCGGCACGGUCAUCGAGGUGCAGCUGCCCGAGCACGUUGAAUCGGAGGCGCCCAUCCAGGCCACAGUGCUCUCCUGCAGCUCAACCAUGGUCAGCGUGCGGCUUCAGGAGAUUGGCAGCGAGGUUGUGCAUCGGGUCAGCCUGAAGAAGAUACCCUUCCGCAUUGUGUCACAGCCUGGGGGCCAGCAGCAGCAGGCUAAUGCCGCGGCAGCGGAUGUACACCAGGGCCAAGCUUUGGGGGCCGGGGUAGGCCCCCCCAAACCUACGAGGGGCGCUGAGCAGCAGCAGCAGCAGCAGCAGGGCGAACAGGAUGGAAUGCGGGACGGCACUGCUGCAGACGCUUUCCCUCGUAGUACCGCAGCAGCCAUCGAGGCCUUUGCAGCAGCGGUUGAAUCCGACCCGGCGGCCUUCCUACAGCCCACUGCCGAGCUGGCGGCGCUUGCCAAGGCGGCAGCCAAGGCACUGUACGAAUACCAGGCCACGCUCGAGGGCACGCUCAAGAGCAGCAACGGUGCUGCUGCGAGCGACAGUGGUCACGCUGCAGUGCUGCCCGAGCUCUAUGUGGAUGGCUUCGAUGCGGAGCAGAUCUGGCUGCAACUGGAACUGGCUGUACCACCAGCGCUGCAGCUCGCGCGCAAGCUCCUGAAGAAAGCAGGGCAGCAGCCACAGCUGGUGACACCCGAGAUGGAGGAGGCCAUUGAUGAGCUGCUGGAUGAGAAGGAGGCAGGGUGCGGGGAUGAUGUGGAGGAGCAGGAGGGCAAUUCUAGUGAGGAUCUGUCAGAAGGCGAGGAGGGCAGCACAAGUGCUGAAGAAGAUGAGUAUUCUGAUGCCUUGUUGGCCACUGACCCGGCACAUCUUGAUUACGAUGCCCUGCUGGCAGCUGGGGCUGCACAGCACCGGAAUCGACAGCCGCGGGCUGGCUUCGACAGUGAAGAAGAGGCGGGGCAGCUGGCCGGCAUCAAGCGCAAGCGUGCCACUGGUGUGCGGUCAGCAGCAGUUACGUCGGUGGAGGAUGAGCACUUCAAGCUAGAUGAGAUGGAAGCCUUCGUGCAGCAGGCGGAGAGGGAGGCGGCGGGCCUAGACGAUGGUGGGGAGGAUGUUGAGAGAGCUGCUGGCAGUGAUGAUGAGGAGGCUCAGCUGGAGGCUCUCCUGGACCAGGCUGCGCCGUCUGGGCAUGACAAAAAGUCGAAGAAGGCACGCAAGAAGGCGGCAUGCGUCCGGCAGGGCCCCAUGCUGGUGUCUGCUGGUGGCAAUCACCGCCAUCAAGAUGAGCUGCUGGGGGAUGAGGAUGAUGAAAGAACGCCAGAGGAGGAGGAGCGAAGCAGCUUGGAUGAUGAGGGAUUUGAAGACGACUUGCUGUCGGAUGACAUGCUGUCCGGUGAGGAGGAAGAUGGCACGGAGCAGGGGCGGCAUGGAAGAGCCAACGGCACACCGCGGCAAUUUAGUGAGGACGAGGACGAGGAUGGCUGGGAAGCAGCUACUGAUGCAGGUGUUCAGCAGAAUCGGCUUGAUGGCAGUGAGCAAGAGGACGAUGAGGACGGCGCAGAGCUGGCUCCCUCUGCGCAUGCGCGGCGGCAGCAGCGAAUGCAGGAGAAAAUCAGGAAACUUGAGGCAGCGGCCAUGGGCGAGAAGGAUUGGUUCAUGCAGGGAGAGGUGGAUGCAGGGCACCGCCCUAAGAACUCUGCCUUGGAGGUUGACCUAGAUUUUGAGACCACAGUCAAGCCACCACCGCAGCCCACUGAGGAGAUGACCAGGACGCUGGAUGAGUUGAUCAAGGCGCGCAUCGCAGAGGGCAGGUUUGAUGAUGUUGUGCGCGUUGCGGCGGCUCCUCUCGAGACCAAGCGAACCACGGUGGAGCUGGACGACAAGAAGCCACAGCAGGGCUUGGGGGAGCUGUACGAGCAAGAAUACAUGCAAGCUGCGACUGGGUUUGCAGAUGACAAGGAUGAUGAAGUGCGGCAGGCAGCAAGAGCGCAGUUUUCUGCACUGUGUGCCAAGCUGGAUGCACUGAGCCACCUGCACUUCACGCCUCGGCCCGUGAUUGAGGAGGUGACCGUGAAGGUUGAUGUCCCGGCAAUUAUGAUGGAGGAGGCCGCUCCCCAGUUUUUGAGCGGCGCGAGCAUGCGGGCACCCGAGGAGGUCUUUGCCACAGAGGCGUCGGGGGCUCCACGUGCCGAGGCAGAGCUCAGCAGAGAAGACAGGAAGCAGCGGCGUGCACAGCGGAAGCGGGCUGGCAAGAAACGACGGGCAUCCAAGGAGGAGGAGCGCACAGCACGGAUCGCUGUGCAGGGCGGCACCACCACAGGACGCAAGUCAGAGGCAGCAGAACAGGCUGCCCGCAAGCUGGGAAAGAGCGUCAGCAAGAAGCGAGCACGAGGCGGAAGCAAGAAGUCGGAGUUCAGCCGGAGCGCAGCGGUCUUUGCGAAGAUCGAGCAGCACAAGGAGGGUGCAACAGCGGCAGCAGCGGCGCAGGCUACCGCGCGCAGCCAGGCGCCGGCAGCAGCGCAUCUGAAGCUUUAG
Molecule: messenger RNA, 2529 nt
Organism: Chlorella variabilis
Lineage: Eukaryota; Viridiplantae; Chlorophyta; Trebouxiophyceae; Chlorellales; Chlorellaceae
Exons: 18
Coding region: 1-2529 (842 amino acids)
Biological process (GO): rRNA processing
Cellular component (GO): Mpp10 complex; sno(s)RNA-containing ribonucleoprotein complex; nucleus
Source: RefSeq, a predicted model, not a curated record